This is a messenger RNA of Patella vulgata (common limpet), 1444 nucleotides long. Its product is annotated as 15-hydroxyprostaglandin dehydrogenase [NAD(+)]-like. The record is from RefSeq and is a predicted model, not a curated record. The transcript is spliced from 6 exons. Gene Ontology annotation, cellular component: cytoplasm. NCBI's taxonomy places the organism in Eukaryota, Metazoa, Mollusca, Gastropoda, Patellidae. Bases 188 to 703 code for a protein of 171 amino acids. Gene Ontology annotation, molecular function: oxidoreductase activity, acting on the CH-OH group of donors, NAD or NADP as acceptor.
CUCUUGCCCAUUGAUCACAACUUUAAUUAAGGUUUUGUAGUUCGUAUUAGUGAUUACAUGUUGCAGCUUACUGAGUCAUAUAUUAAUAUUGAAAAGUAUACUUAAAGAAGAAGAAGUGUCAUUUGAAACUUAAGACACUUAUUGGGGCUUUAAUUUGCAGCUAAUACACGCAUUAAAAAAAGUCAUCAUGAACCUAAGUGGUAAAGUAGCCUUGAUCACUGGGGCAGCACAGGGUCUUGGCAAAGCUUUCUCUGAGACACUUCUCUCUAAAGGAGCUAAGGUUUGUUUAGCCGAUAUCAAAGUCCAAGAAGGGCAGAUAACUACUGACGCACUAAGGAAAAAAUUCGGGAAAGACAGCGCAUUUUUCAUAAAAUGUGACGUUACGUCUGAAAAGGAAUUUGCAAAUGUGUUUCAAGCGAUAAAGAGUAGAUAUGGCCGAUUGGAUAUUUUAGUAAAUAAUGCAGGUAUCGUUGACGAAAAGAACUGGAGAAAGUUGAUUGAAAUUAAUUUGUUAAGCGUGAUGCAAGGGACACAACUGGGUAUAGAAACAAUGAGUAAAGACCAUGGUGGAAAUGGGGGUGUUAUCAUCAAUGUAUCAUCAGCAGCUGGUCUACAGCCAAUGUUUAUUACCCCAGCUUACUGUGCUUCUAAAUUUGGUGUUGUUGGAUAUACCAGAAGUCUAGCGGGUAUCGAGUGUUGCUGAAGGGUUCAUGGAACUGGUGACGGAUGAAAAUAGCAAUGGUGCCGUUAUGACAGUUACAGCCCGAGACGGCAUUCAAUACAAAUAUCUUCCAAAAAGUAAACUUUAGAUUAACUAUUGAAAUUGUAAUUUAUUAUAAAAUUGUAAUUGUUAUGAAAUUGUAAUUGUUAUGAAAUUGUAAUUGUUAUCAAAUUGUAAUUGUUAUCAGAUUGUAAUUAUUAUCAAAUUGUAAUUAUUAUAACAAACUGUAAUUAUUAUAACAAACUGUAACUAUUAUCAAAUUGUAAUAUAUUUUUUUAUUUUCAAACUGUGAUUAAAAUUUGCCAUACGCCAAGAGCUAGCUAACAUUCCAGUAUGUUCCUACCUCUCUGUCAAAUGGUCGGUAGCGAAUUCGGAACGUUUUGAAUUGACAGAAAUGUAAUCAAUCGACACGGAAUUCAGUUCUGUCAUUCACUAGAAUGUAGUGUGAUCAGAAUGUGACGUAAUGAAACACGCAGAGCAUGUUUAAGCCGUUUCGAUUGGCGGAGAUUGACUUGGCGCAUGCGUUGUCGCCAGAAUUUUCUUGUUUAUUCGCGUCUCAAAAUGAGAAAAUUCAAUUCGAAAACGUCUGUCGAUCAUUUCUAAAUCUCUGGAAGAACAAUAAAAGUGUAUUGUCGGAUAAACAGUGUCGUCGGAUAAACAGUGUCGAUGGAUAUAAAUUAAUAAAUACAAAUUAUUUUGUAAAUAAUAAAUAUUCAGCUAAUA